AUGUGUCUGCCGGUAGGUGGUCCGCAAACUGUUCCAGCUUGCCUUUUCCAAGAUGUGUGGAAUUCAACCACGACCUUCCUAAGCCUCUUCCAAUCCUAUCUCCAGUUGACGAGAUCCUUCAAUUUCUUACGGUUUGCUCGUACCGUUCGGAUUACCGGGUUGCGGUAUGAUCUGGUCUUGUCCUCCGUGUCGCCUUCACUUCUCUUCGAUGUCCUCGAGUUUUGUCUUGAUGAAAACUCAUACUUCUGUCUUCUAAGCCUUGCCUAA
Arabis nemorensis is the source of this 267-nucleotide messenger RNA. Lineage: Eukaryota; Viridiplantae; Streptophyta; Magnoliopsida; Brassicales; Brassicaceae. The record is from the annotation of a GenBank genome assembly.